AUGUGUGACCUAAGCGACUUUGAGAGUGAUAUGAUCGUCAGUGCCAGUUGCCUCUCUCUCUCUGGUGUGCACAUAUCCCAGGUAAUGUAUGGUUGUGAGUGGGAUGAAGAGACUGGUAUCACUGAUGUGUUGUUCCAGUAUGGUCAUGAUAGAGAGGAUUUCAUCUCAUUUGACCUAAAGACAAUGACAUGGGUCACUCCAAAGCCACAGGCUGUCAUCACCAAACACAAGUAUGACAGUAACAUAGCUGUCAAUGAGGGGUAUAAGCAUUACCUCACCCAGAGGUGUAUAACUUGUCUCAAGAAGUAUCUGCAGAAUGGGAAGAGUACUCUGCAGAGGACCCAUGUCUCUCCCCCAGUGUCUAUCCUCCAGAAGACCCCCCCCUCUCCAGUUGUGACAUGUCAUGCUACAGGUUUCUACCCCAGAGGAGUGAUGGUGAUGCGGAUGAGAGGAGAACAGGAUAUCCAUGAGGAUGUGAAGUAUGGAGAGACCCUCCCCAACCACGACGGGAUCUUCCAGAUAAGGUCUCGUCUGACAGUGGACCCUAAGGAGUGGGACAACAACAACACCUAAAGCUGUGUGGUCCAACAAGAACCCUGUAUUACACCCUGAUCUGUUCCACCAGUCUUUGUGCUCAUCUCCACCCUAAUCCAGGUGUUGCCCAUCUUCCCCAU
Molecule: messenger RNA, 674 nt
Organism: Oncorhynchus kisutch (coho salmon)
Lineage: Eukaryota; Metazoa; Chordata; Actinopteri; Salmoniformes; Salmonidae
Product: major histocompatibility complex class I-related gene protein-like
Exons: 3
Coding region: 1-573 (190 amino acids)
Biological process (GO): immune response
Cellular component (GO): external side of plasma membrane
Source: RefSeq, a predicted model, not a curated record